Eutrema salsugineum is the source of this 1215-nucleotide messenger RNA. RefSeq names its product kelch repeat-containing protein At1g19470. The record is from RefSeq and is a predicted model, not a curated record. NCBI's taxonomy places the organism in Eukaryota, Viridiplantae, Streptophyta, Magnoliopsida, Brassicales, Brassicaceae. Gene Ontology annotation, molecular function: protein binding.
GUAUAUCUAUCUACUACUAAUCAGUCAUCAGUAAGUAGACACAAGACAAGAAAAUCGAAUUAGGCCAUCAUAAUCUCUGAAACUACCGACGACUGACGGCGAUGGUUGUAAUCUCCGAGAUUACCGACGAUUCUAACGGCGGCGAUCCAAACAAGAAACAAGAAGAAGCGAAUCAAAGGAAGAAACCCAGAACUGUAAAGAAUCGCUUCGCCGAGAUUCCAGACGGAAUCACCGAAAUCAUCGUCGCAUUCGUCCGGAGAUGUCAGUACCCGACGCUCUCAAUCGCAUCCCCUACCUUUAGAAAUCUCAUCUCUCGCUCGCGCCUCGGCGUCGCCGAAUGCUUUCUUUACGCCUCCGUCGGAUUCGCCUGGCCCGAUUUCCCGAUCUGGUACAUUCUCUAUCGAGGAAGAGAUGCUUCUCUACGACUGGGCAGAGUCGAUUCGCUUCCUCUCAUGCCUAAUUGCUUAGUAGACUUCGUCGUCACAAUCGGACCGGAGAUGUAUGUAAUCGGCGGAUCAUUCAGCGACGGAGAUCCCUCGACGGAUGUGACUCUCAUCGAUUGCAGAUUCCACACGAGUCGCUCGCUCCAGAGUAUGCAAGUGGCUCGCUUCGCCGCAGCCGCCGGAGUUAUCGACGGAAAGAUUUAUGUGGUCGGAGGUUGCGCGAAGCGAUCUUCUACGACUUGGGUCGAAGCGUUUGAUCCAAAGAUUUAUGUUGUUAGCUUUACGUCUGUAAUGGCGAAUUUCGGUGGAAAGCUGGUGGUUUUGAGCGCUCAUGUGCCUUCUUCUAGUAGAAAGCGUGCCGGGAAGAAGGAGAUUUGGUGCGUGGAGAGAAGGGAAGGAGGUGAGAUUUGGGGGAACGUUGAAUCAGCCAAGGUUGUUCAUAAAGUCUCCAACUUGGAAUCUGUUGAGAUUUGUCGAUCUGUGACCUUUUGAUGAUACUUGGGACGGUUUCUUGCAGGUGGAGGGUUAUUGUUACAUCUAUGUAUAUUUUUGAGCAGCUUGUUGGUCUUAUAGCAAAUUUUGAAGCAGAGUAGCUUAGAGGCUGUUAUCUGACGCCUUAAAGAGUAACUCUUCCUUCUCAACAUUUAUUUUUCACAAUGUGUAGUACCAGUUUAUAAAUACCUUAGCCUUGAGAAGGUACCUUAGCCUUGAUGUAGAUUUCUUAAUGAAUAGUAGCAGUUUAUAAAUACCUUAGCCUUGAUGUAGAUUUCUU